UCCCGGCCUCGCUGGACAUGCUUCGGGGACGGGGCCCCGUGUCUGGAGCCAAGGCCUCUGCGGGGCGAGGGUGACCCCGUCCAGAGACUCCGAGCAUCAGAGACUCCUAGAGAGACAUCUCUCCUCUCUCCCCCUUUCACCUGGACUCCGCCACAGGUUGGCCGAGUCCCGGUGGUUUGGGGGGAGCUCGCGCCCCGGCCUGGUGCCGUAGGAUGUCCCCGUGCCCCCCUCAGCAGGCGAGGAAUCGGCCAGGACCACCACCGGCCCCAGAGCUGGGGGAGAUGGAGCUGACGUGGCAGGAAAUCAUGUCCAUCACAGAGCUACAGGGCCUGGACACGGCGCCGGAGACCCCCUAUGAGGCGGCUCUGUACGGGGCGCAGCCCCCGGCCCCCGACUUCGGUCCCUGCGGCCUCCUCCCCGCCGGCCCCCCGCCUUCGUGCGGCCAGCACCCCUUCCCUUACGCCCGCCACUACCCCGCCGGGCCGGAGCCGGGCCCCUACCCCUACGACGUCUUCGGCGGCCUUCCUGCCCCCGGCCCGCCGCCCCCUAAACCCCUCACCCUCUCCGGCCUACUGAGCGAGCCCCUCCCGGACCCCGUGACCUUGGCCGAGAUGGUCCUGCCGAGCGCGACCCCCGCGCUGCUGGCCCCUCACAAGUGCCCCGAGGACCCCGAGUCCGACUCCGGACUGUCCCUCAACUACAGCGACGCCGAGUCCCUGGACCCCGAGGCCGGGGCGGGCGAGGUGGGGCGGCCCGAGUACGCCGAGCUGUUCCCCCCGGCCUUGCCGCCGCCGCCCGCCUGGGCCUCCCCGCCGGGCCCGGCUCGGCCCAAGCCCCCCGGCCGCGGGGAGGCCGGCUGCCGGGACCAGCGCCGGGCCCUGGCCAUGAAGAUCCCCUUCCCCACGGACAAGAUCGUCAACCUGCCCGUGGACGACUUCAACGAGCUGCUGGGCCGCUACCCGCUGAGCGAGAGCCAGCUGGCCCUGGUGCGCGACAUCCGGCGCCGGGGCAAGAACAAGGUGGCCGCCCAGAACUGCCGCAAGCGCAAACUGGAGACCCUGGUGCAGCUGGAGCGCGAGCUGGCCGAGCUGACCACCCGGCGGGAGAGGCUGCUGCGGGCCCGGGGGGAGGCCGGACGGACCCUGGGGCUCCUGCGCCAGCAGCUGGGUGACCUCUACCGCGACGUCUUCGCCCGGCUGCAGGACCAAGAGGGCAACGGCUACUCACCCGACGAGUACGUCCUGCAGCAGGCGGCCGACGGCACCGUCUUCCUGGCGCCCCGCGGGGGGACCCCGGACCAGGUGGACUGAGCGCCCGGGCCGGGGCAG
Messenger RNA from Tachyglossus aculeatus (Australian echidna), 1328 nucleotides. It is a transcript of the gene NFE2, whose product is annotated as nuclear factor, erythroid 2. The transcript has 3 exons. Gene Ontology annotation, molecular function: RNA polymerase II cis-regulatory region sequence-specific DNA binding; DNA-binding transcription factor activity, RNA polymerase II-specific. Gene Ontology annotation, cellular component: nucleus. Gene Ontology annotation, biological process: regulation of transcription by RNA polymerase II. The record is from RefSeq and is a predicted model, not a curated record. The coding region runs from base 213 to 1310 and encodes 365 amino acids. Lineage: Eukaryota; Metazoa; Chordata; Mammalia; Monotremata; Tachyglossidae.